Messenger RNA from Symbiodinium necroappetens, 1896 nucleotides. The record is from the annotation of a GenBank genome assembly. Lineage: Eukaryota; Dinophyceae; Suessiales; Symbiodiniaceae.
AUGCCGUGCUGCACGUCAAAAGUCACCUUGACUCCAUUGGCCCUGUAUGCGCGAUCCCUUGCGAGGCAAGUCGAGGAAAUUAAGACUGUCCCCAUGAGGGUUCCAAUGUAUGUUGUGUCGAUGGAAGAGCUGCUGAAAAUGACGGAAAUCCGUCCUCACGAACAUCUACUUGCUGAGGGUAUUGUCGUGGAGUUCCGCGAAAACAUGGGGAAGGCACUUUUCGUUUCCCAUCAGUGGGUCGGCAUGCAACAUCCCGAUCCAGAGUUAACGCAGCUGCGAGUUUUGCAGCAAGCCCUACGAUUUGCCACGUCCGAGAUGAAGUACAUCCCCCUGGACUUUGUUACGGAACUCUCGAUUCCAAGUGCCAAAGGCCUUCCAGCGGCAGCGCUGCUAUCAAAUCCUGUCUUUGUCUGGUAUGACUACUUUUCCUGUCCGCAGCUUGAGGGCACGCAGCAACAAGAUCCUCAUCCUGGACGGAAUGGCCCACGCCUGACCCUUGCAGAUGCGAUCAGUAGCAUCCCGACUUACAUCGCUGCUUGUUCAUUCUUUGUUGCGCUGUGUCCGAUCAUUCAACUUCCACAACAGUCGCAAGUUCUUUCACCUGGGACGUGGGCAGCUCGGGGGUGGUGUGCCGUUGAGCGCACCUGCCGUGAGCUCAGCCGUGAUGAAUCGUGGAUUAUGGUGAAGAGCCCUACGCACGUGGAACUGGUGCUUGGCAAGCGCUCAACUGCCUACGGAGGGCCACCUGGUGAAGGCAAGUUCACCGUGCCGGAGGAUGCAGAUAAGCUCGCGCCGGUGUUGUCCAAUGCAGUGCGUGCCAAGCUACUGGACCUUCUGAGAGCCCAGGAUUUCGUGAGUUACCGGGUGUUGCUGAAUCUGCGGCCAGUGUACUUGAGAGGCUUGCGCGUGGAGGACACAUGCCAAGUAGUGCCUGGGUUCCAUGAAGACGCUGGAUCUCUCUAUCCCCUCGCCGUGCAACGCUUCUUCUUCCAGAAUGGAUUUACGGCUGUAGAUGAGACCGACAAGGGUGGAUGGUCGCCUUUGCACUACGCAGCCUUGAGCGGAGAUGCUGACUCAAUUCGGGGCUUGCUAGCGCGGCGUGCUGAUCCGAACUGCAAGACGAAGAAGGAUAUGCCUCAGGUAGAAAUACCAUCGUCCACUUCACCUUUAUCCAUAUGCGUUUUGCACAGCCACAACGUAGCAGCACGAAUUCUUAUAGCUGCCAGAGCUUGGGUCGACGGCCGGUCGGGAGUUGUCGACCCGGCCCUCACAACAGCAGCGGAAGCAAACAAUGCCGAAGGCAUCCGCAUCUUGUGCCAGGCUGGCUGCAGUCCGCAUUUGAAGAAUUCUCUCGGCAUUUCUGCCCUUCAGAGCGCCUGUGCCAAUGGCUGUUUGGCUGUGGUGGAGGAGCUCGUUGCGCAAGCCGGCGAGACGGUGGAUUUGUCUGGCACCCUUGGCUGCGCUAUGCUUUAUCGAGGAGACAAUGCCGAUCUGGUUUUCCGACUCGUAGAGAUGCGAGCGGAUGUUAACGAGCCUACGAGCAUGGCAAGUGAGCCUCCGGUGGUCCGACUCUGGAUAAAACUGAAAGGCUUGCAAUACAAACUUGGCUCUGCCACCACUUCUUCCCGUGUCUUCUACCAUGCACCUGGUGCUACACCAUUGUUUCUGGCCAUGCUGACAGCACAGUACACGGGAGCUGCAGCGCUCAUCGCUCUCGGGGCACGACUGGAUACACGGAAUGCGCGGGGAUGGACUGCAGCAGACUUUACGCGCGGGCCGGAGGGCCAGUCGGUGCCGGAGUUUUUGAGGAAGGCCUUCUGGGACAGGAGCCGGACAGAGUGCCAGAGGGUGGCCGGAUCCGCACGCACCGAUGGUUACGUCGAGCACUCCUUCUGA